Alligator mississippiensis (American alligator) is the source of this 7655-nucleotide messenger RNA. RefSeq names its product ANTXR cell adhesion molecule 1 (gene ANTXR1). Bases 878 to 2584 code for a protein of 568 amino acids. Lineage: Eukaryota; Metazoa; Chordata; Crocodylia; Alligatoridae. The transcript is spliced from 18 exons. Gene Ontology annotation, molecular function: signaling receptor activity. The record is from RefSeq and is a predicted model, not a curated record. Gene Ontology annotation, cellular component: membrane.
UAAAUAACAGCUUUGUGCAUAAUGGAAAUUAUUUUACCACUGCUGAAAUGUGGAGAAAUUGUGUAACUUCAGUCUACAGAGAUGUGUUGGACAACAGACUUGAAAUGCUUACUGGCAGAGAAGGUAAAACCUUCCUGAGAGUGACUCUGCCAAUGAAUAGUUGUGCAUAACAAGGCUGUCAGUUGCAUGCACAUCACCAAAGGCUGACUUUCAGGUUUUGUUGUGUGAGCUGGGAGUGUAAGUUAAGGUUUUUCCAAAGUUAAGCAAUGAGAAAAAUUCUGGUAUUCCUUCUUAUUUGCAUCCAGGUACAUUUUAGACACCCCAGUCAAGCUUUAGACUUCUUUGUAUAACUCAUAUGAAAACCAUGCUGGAGCUUCCAGUCUGCUUCAGCAGGCCUUCACCACAAGAUGGCAUUCUGUGAACUGUCUUGUACAGGAAAACACAAAACCCACUACCCAUAAUAAUAACAAUAAUAAUUUAGGAAAGGGGGGGACACUCAAGCCCUUCCCCUGUUUUUCCUGAGCCUGGGACAAAGUGAGAAAGACUGCUUCCUGACCAUUCUUGUUGCAAAAUGAUAAUGUUGUUUGCCGAGAACUCCAUGCGAGGAUGAGUGAAAAGUCCCUUUAAAAAAAAAAAAAAAGGGGGGCGAAAUACAGUAUUGUGCAUCUUGAAACCUGAAACCAAGAAACAGAAGUGCAGGGAAUACAAGGGGAAAAAAUUCUUGCAAAUUCUGAGGACAACUGCAGCAAGUGGAGUUUUGAGGAGUGAAAUCUAUUUAUAUCUUCGAAGGUCAUUGAAUGGCUCUUUUGGAGAAAGCUGUGAAAUAAGGGAGUUUUGGAAGAAGACAACUUUUUUCUUCUCCCAUUUUCUGGAUAUAAUGGCUAUUGCAAAGCAAAAAGCCUGGAGAUUUGGCUUCAAAUGUUUCUUCUUUGCAACCUUUAUGUUAGCCUGUGAUGGACAAGGUGGAAAUAGAGAGAAUGGUGGUCCUGCAUGUUAUGGAGGAUUUGAUUUGUACUUCAUUUUAGACAAAUCAGGAAGUGUCCUGCACCACUGGAAUGAAAUUUAUUUUUUUGUGGAACAUCUGGCCCACAAAUUCAUAAGCCCCCAGCUGAGGAUGUCCUUUAUUGUUUUCUCAACAAGAGGCACCACUCUUAUGAGGUUAACUGAAGACAGGGACCAGAUACGGCAAGGCCUAGAAGAGCUGCGGAAGGUUCUGCCAGGGGGUGACACUUACAUGCACGAAGGAUUUGAAAGGGCAAGUGAACAGAUUUACUAUGAAAAUGUUCUAGGUUACAGAACUGCAAGUGUCAUCAUUGCACUAACAGAUGGUGAACUCCACGAGGAUCUCUUCUUUUAUGCAGAGCGAGAGGCUAAUCGAUCAAGGGACCUAGGAGCAACAGUGUACUGUGUUGGAGUCAAAGAUUUCAAUGAAACUCAGCUGGCUCGAAUUGCUGACAGCAAGGAUCAUGUCUUUCCUGUGAAUGAUGGAUUUGAAGCACUACAAGGGAUCAUAGACUCUAUUUUGAAGAAAUCCUGCAUUGAGAUUCUUGCUGCAGAGCCUUCCAGUAUAUGUGCAGGCGAAUCGUUCCAAGUUGUGGUGAGAGGGAAUGGAUUUCGACAUGCCCGUAAUGUUGACAGAGUCCUCUGCAGCUUCAAGAUCAAUGACACGGUUACUUUCAAUGAGAAACCUUUUGUGGUGGAAGAUACAUAUUUGCUCUGCCCGGCACCUGUGUUACAAGAAGUUGGAAUGGAAGCAGCUCUUCAGGUGAGCAUGAAUGAUGGCCUCAGUUUCAUCUCAAGCUCUGUCAUCAUCUCCAGCACACAUUGUUCUGAUGGGACCAUCCUGGCCAUUGCCCUACUGAUCCUUUUCCUCUUGCUGGCACUGGCUCUCCUCUGGUGGUUCUGGCCUCUUUGCUGCACAGUGAUAAUCAAAGAGCCUCCUCCGCCCCCUGCUAGUGACAGCGAGGAAGAAGAUGAUGACGGUCUUCCUAAGAAGAAGUGGCCAACAGUAGAUGCGUCUUAUUAUGGUGGGCGAGGUGUUGGGGGCAUUAAAAGAAUGGAGGUUCGCUGGGGAGAAAAGGGCUCCACAGAAGAAGGGGCAAAGUUAGAGAAAGCCAAGAAUGCUCGAGUCAAAAUGCCAGAACAAGAGUAUGAAUUCCCAGAGCCCAGGAACCUCGGGAACAGCAUGCGCAGGUCCUCUUCCCCCCGGAAAUGGUACUCGCCAAUCAAGGGAAAACUGGAUGCCCUGUGGGUACUGCUGCGGAAGGGUUAUGACCGUGUGUCUGUGAUGCGCCCUAAGCCGGGUGACAAGGGCCGCUGCAUCAAUUUUACCCGAGUCAAGAACGCAGAAGCCCCACCGAAAUACCCACUCAACAACACCUACCCCCACUCAUCUCCACCCCCUGCCCCAAUAUACAACCCCCCAUCCCCUGCCCCAGUGUACACCCCACCCCCUCCCAGUUCACCCACACCUCCCACACCCUCACCUUCUUCUACGCUGCCUCCCCUCCCCCCACCUCCCCAAGCCCCACCCCCUAACCGAGCCCCUCCCCCUUCUAGGCCCCCCCCUCGCCCUUCCAUCUAGGGGGUCACUUUGCCCCCAUCUCUUGCAGAAGCAUCCGGGAGGCCCUUUCAGCUGUACUGUAACCAACCUGUCUUUGGGGAAGAGGGGUUCAGGAGGCCUUAAUAUUCUGAAAUGGGUGACCACAAAACACAAUACUUCUUAGCCAUUUAAAAAAAAACACCAAAAGAAAUCCCUGAGGCAUCAGUGACACCAAACCAUCCCAGAGAGAAAGCUGAGGGGCUGCCAAAAUGGAAGCCACUGCAGGAACCUGAAUCACUAGCAUUCACUUCAGCAGGAACCUUUCCCUCCUCCCUGACCCUCUUUGGCUUCGUAGAGCAACCUCAGAAGUAAGAGUAAGCUCUCAGAAAACACAUGGACCACUCAGCAUCCUCCACAGGUGUCACCAAAAGGCUCCCACAUGUAUGGACAUCUCAACUGGCUACUUUGCAAACAUGACGUGAACUGCUUCGCAUUCCCAUGGAAAGCUGAUCCUUUCUCACCCGCACCCAGCAGCAUGCAGGCAACAGUGAUGACCUACCUAUGAGCCCAUGAACUGUUUUUCUGAGCGUGAAGAACAAGCAGCCAUCCCAAUGGACCAUGUAUUAGAGAAGGAAGGAAGUGAUCCUCCUUCAGUGUCUGGGAGGGCAUUAGACUAGAUGUAUGGGAUUUGGGUACGUGGUUAUGAGGCAGUGCAAGUGAAGACACCUGAAGCAUCGCUAAGGAAAUUAAUUUGGUGUAAACAUUUUUUUUAAAUCAAGAAAUCUAGAGGUUUCAGCCUUCUUCUGAAGAUGACGAGUUGAUGAAGGACCAGCCUUCAGAGAGCUCAGCAGGCAGAAGGAGACUCUAGGAAUCAGGAGAUUGUAGAGCUAAGGAACCUGUGGAAGAUAAAUUAGUAAGAAAUAUUUGCAUUAUGUGGAGGAUCACUGUGCCCAUCCAACUAGCUGCACAGAUCAGUACUGUAAUGCAUUUCAAUGAUAUCUUUCAUUUUAAGAGGAAGGUUUUCAAAAUUUCUGAAGGUGUAACAAGCGGUUGAUUAUAAUAGUUUAAAGAACCCUACAGUUCCCUGAGGCUUCUUAAAUGGUGGUGUUAUUGUCAGUGUCACUUCAUCUCACUGAUGCUUUUUUUCCGCCUGUAAAUUUGCUUUCCUCUGCACUCCCCAUUUUUUGCAUCAGUUUUCGUUUUCCUUUCCUUUCCUAAGUUGUGGAUGCCUUCCAAACAAAGGUAUGAGGGAACAAGUGUCAUUCUGCACCCUGCUCAUUACCUCCCAAUGGUAUCACUUCCAUUAUCAGUCUUGACUGAGGCCAGAUCAUGCACAAGAUGUUUGAGACAGGAAUUGGUUUUCCCAGAAAUGCACUGGCUGCAUUUCUUUAUGCUUUCUCCCUUUCUUAAUGGGACCUAAACGUGGUCUCUGAUACUGCAUAUGUACCUGUUUUAACCAAUAGCAAACCUUCUGAGUAAGUGCCUUUGUAACACAGUACUAGGAAAAGAAGAGGUCAUUCAGCAUCAAAGUCAAACCUCCACCUCCCCAGUUUACUUUUAUCAUCAGUUCUCAUUAAACAACUUUCGCCAUGGAAACAACGAAGUCUUAAGAAAUAAAUCAACUUUGUACGUACAGUUCUAUGAAUAUCUAAGGGUUUUCAUAUUCGUAUAAAAUACUUUUUUUUUUUACCAGAUAAAGAUAUGCUUUGCCAAGUCAUUACUCCAGUGCUGUUUGAAAUAUUAAUUCUAGCUUUUCCUUGCAAACAAUAAAAUAAAGAGGAACAGACCUGAUUUCAAGGUAAAGACCUAGCUGGGAAAUGAACUGGGGUCCUUUUGGCAGGGACCUUUACUUAAUAGCCUCAAAUACCAGUCAGUAUUUACCAACCUUACCUUCCCCUAGGUCAGCAUAUCUGCUGCCAUCUGAAACCAAUAACUUCAUACAGCAGGAACAAACGGUACUGAAGUUUCUGGCUGCCUAUUUUGAAAAGGGGUUGAUUUCCCAAUCAGCAUAGUUGUUCUGUCUGCAGGCAGCACAGAGCAGUACUGCUUCAGAGCAAAAGCAUCAGCUUCAAUACUUAUUAGGCCAGAAUGCAUCUGAUACAGGCUGUGAUCAGUUCAGGUGGAUGGCUUUUGGGACCAUAAAACUUUUACAGUUCUGAGAAAGGUUUGGUUGGACUCCUGCUUUUGAUGAACAGGAUCUAGUAAAAUAGCUGUUUGGCUUGGUGUGGAGAUAGCGCAAUACCUGGGAAGUAUGUAAUACAGGAUCACUCAAUGGUUCUCUUAAAAGAGCUUCAAAAGUUUGAAAAAGUUAGAAAAGAAAAUUGUUUUGUUUUUGGGGGGUUUGCCACCACACCAGAGCAUCGAUCCAUUUUUCAGGAUCAGUUACCCUGUGAAUCUGAACAACUGCUUGGGUAAAAACGGAAGUGUUUAUAUUCUAUGACUAGGGAUAGGUUGCUUGCAGAUUCCUGCACAAACGAAAUGUUUUACACUAACUUAAGAGAGGAGACAAAAAAAAAAAAAGCAAAAAGAGCAACAGAACAGGCCAGAAAAGUAAAUAAUUUCAAGUGCCCCUAUUCUACGAUCCUUCUCAUGAGCAAAAGAAAACAAACUCCAAAUUUGUGUUGUAUAUAUUGUUAUUGCAUGCUUACCAUACAUUAGAUGGAAGCAUUUCCGAUCCAGUGUGGAUAAAAGAACAUUUUUCAAGUUGUAGUAAAUUAUUAUAAAGCCAAUGAUAUUUCAUGGCAUGUAUUUGUAUCAAGCUGUGCUUGUUGUAUUUUUGUCUUUAUGGUUGUAUUGCUUUUAUAAAUGUACAAAUAUUUCUGUAGCGACGAGUACCUCUUACAUAGCAUUAAUUGAAUCACUAGGACCAAGAGCUUUAUAUUCCCCUCGAUCCAUCAUAUAGAUAUUAUAUGGACAGAUCCAAGGUGGUAUAUCGCCAUAGAGCAAUGGGCAUGUGUAGGCAGCACACGAUAACCAGAUGCCUGUGGUCCUAUGUACAGGUUAGUAACUAGGCACAGAAUCAGGGGACCCACUGGUAAUUUUAGUUACUUGUUUUCAGUGGACUCUGAUUGACUUCCUCAGCAAAACCAGAGCAGAUUUUGGCAGAUAGAGACUGCCUUCCUCACUGUAGUGAGAAUCAGACCAUGUGUGUCUCAUGACAAGCAGGGGAAAAACUGAAAUCCAUGGGAGUUUGGCAAUGGAUAUAAAUCCAUAGAUGAGUCAGGCCCACGGGUACAGGAGUUGCAGCAGGUGUAUAUAAUAAAGGGUCUGUGGCAUGAACCAAAUACAAGCGUGCACUCAUACCAUGGCUUUCAGCUAGUGCAGAAUAGCUGGUUCACCCUCCUUUGCAGGUGCACACUCCAUCCAGUAUGUGGCCUUUCCUUUCAUAGAAUCGUAGAAAAUUGGGUUUGGAAGGGACUUCAGGAGGUCAUCUAGUCCAACACCCUUGCUCAAAGCAGGACCAUCCCUAUUUGUAUGACACCAGCCAAGAGAGACCAUCUUAAAGCACAGUGUGCUGAACAGAAAUUAUCCAAAGGGGAAAUGAUUUCUGGCUAAGGCAGCUCUUUAGAAAGGAAGACGGAGACAGAGCACAAAGCAGUGGUGGGAAACCGGAGUGAGACGAAUUCAGCCUAAAAGUAAUACCCAGACUGAAGCAAAGAGGGCAAUCAGCAGCUGACUCAGAGCUGGAAUAGAUUCUCUAUCUCUGGGAGUUCUUAAAUCAAGACUGCUCACCUUCCCAAAGGCUAUGCUCUAGCUGAAUUAGAAAUAACAGGCUUGCUGCAGAAGUUACCGAGUGCCAUGCAGUAGUCAGACUGCGAAGUCCUUGCAAACGUACAAAUGCAUGAAAGUUCUGGGCAUGUAGAUGCAAGCUUUUAGUUGCAUUUGUUUAUAAUUUUUUGUACUAGUAGGGAGAGGGAGAGAAAUAAAUACAUGGAGGAGCAACAAUAUGUAGGACUUUGUGCCAAAGCUAGAAUCUGAACAGAAAUGAAAGGCAAUGCCUCAACUCCUUAGCUGGUGUCAAGUGGCAUAUCUCCAGUGCCUUCAGCCAAGUUAUGGCAAUUUUCAUCAGCUGAAGAUCAGCCCCACUACAAUCAAGACUGUCUACCCAGAGUUAGGCUCCUAGUUCUGCACGUAAGACCUUCAGUAAAAGUGACCCGAGCUCUCGCAAACUCCACUGAAACUAGGGGAAGUGGCAAGUGCUCAGCUCUUUUGAAAACUCAGAUGUCUCUUGCAUACUUAGGUGUUUAAAUGCCCAUUUAGCAAUAGCAUUUUGGCCUAAAUUUUAAACCAGCUUCCACGAACAAUUAAUGCUAUGUAAACCAGGUUGAAUUAGCUGGUGUACUGAAUACAGAGGUAUGGUACCCUAUGUAUUUUCUCCCUAUAAAACUUUCCUGUGAACACAUUGCAUGGACUACUGUUCUGAGCUAGCCAUUUUUAAAGCAAAUGUUUGCUGCAAAAAACAAACAGGAAGUUCUGCUCUGCCUUUUCAGCAAGGAGGUAGGGUCUUGUUUAUAUAUAGUUUUUACAACCUGCACAUGCACAAAUAUAGAAGUAACAGAAUAGGUCUUGAUAGGAAUAAUGGUUACAUCUACAGAAGGUCACUCUGAUUGUGGACUCACGUCGUUCUUACUUCACGGAAUAUAUUUUUAUAUGCGCAGCUCUGUACUCACCUGCAUCAUGGAGCCUCAAAUGAAUAAGCAGCAGAAUAUGGCAAGGAUCAAGACAAUUAAGGAACUGCUUCAAGUUCCAAGUUGCUGCUGGCUUUAAUUAGAAGCAGUUGUUAAAAGUAGCCAUGGUGGUCUUCAGCUCUGCUCUUGUGCCUGAGCACCUUCUGUCAUUGCUUUGAUUGUAGGGAGGGGGGAAGAAAUGUCUGAAUUCUUGGAGAACUCUUGCAGGGUCUGAGGGCCUAACAUCAAGAACCUUGUAUUUACUUGUGCCGAUGCUACAGGAGAAAGCAAAAGGCUCCUUGUGUUUUAAUCUGGACUUUGGUUUUGCUAGUUCAACCUAUGCUAUGUAAUGAUGUUCCACUCUGUUUGUUGCAUGUGUUAUUUGUUACAUUCAGUCAUUACUCUUGCUGAUCUUGAUGUUAUUAUUAAAGAACUACACCAAGUCA